Messenger RNA from Eptesicus fuscus (big brown bat), 1758 nucleotides. Its product is annotated as zinc finger protein 883-like. The transcript has 4 exons. Bases 1 to 1752 code for a protein of 583 amino acids. The record is from RefSeq and is a predicted model, not a curated record. Gene Ontology annotation, biological process: regulation of DNA-templated transcription. NCBI's taxonomy places the organism in Eukaryota, Metazoa, Chordata, Mammalia, Chiroptera, Vespertilionidae.
AUGGCGGCGACCGCGCCGAGGCGCCGGGCUGAGGUUGGCGUGACCUUUGAGGACAUUGCCCUGUACUUCUCCAGGGAGGAAUGGAGCCUCCUUGAUGAGGGUCAGAGACAGCUGUACCUGAAUGUGAUGCUGGAGAACUUUGAACUUGUAUCCUCGCUGGGAGCAGCAAAUGAGCAGCACUUGAGAGAGAAGCCUUUGAUGAGAAGUGUGGACAACAUCUCACUUGCAAAGGGCUGCCAUUUCAGUGUGUCUCAGAAGCAUUUUACCUGUGGAGAGGUGGUGCAGGACAUCCUUACCGAGUCAGGACAUCUCCAGCAAAAGACUACUCAGACCAGGGACAGACCAAAUGACAUCUCGAUUAGUGGGGUGAGGUUUCAAAAGAGAAAAACUUAUUACUCCAGAAAAGAAUGUAAGAAAGCCAUUGGCUGUAACCACACAUUUCUUCAGAACAAGGAUGUCCAUACUGGAAAAGUGGGUUUCUGGUGCAGUGAAUGUGGGAAAUCGUUUACCAGAUUUUCUACUCUUCGUUAUCAUCAGAAAUUUCACUCAGGAGAAGGGCCUUAUAACUGCAUUGAAUGUGGGAAAUCUUUUCCCAGUAGCACUGGCUUUCGUUGUCAUCAGAAAAUUCACACUGGAGAUAGGCCUUAUCAAUGCAGUGAAUGUGGGAAAACAUUUACCACUAGCAAUGGUUUCCGUUAUCAUCAGAGAGUUCACACAGGAGAAAGGCCUUAUCAGUGCAGUGAAUGUGGGAAAUCUUUUAUCGCUACCACUCACCUUCAUCGUCAUCAGAGAGUUCACACUGGAGAAAGGCCUUAUGAUUGCAGCAAAUGUAGGAAAUCAUUUACUUGGAAAGUUAACCUUGGUCGUCAUCAGAGAGUUCACACUGGUGAAAGACCUUAUGUGUGCAAUGAAUGUGGAAAAUCUUUUACUGAUAGCAAUGGCCUGCGUUGUCAUCAGAGAUUUCACACAGGAGAAAGGCCUUAUGAGUGCAGUGAAUGUGGGAAGUCUUUUAUCACCAGCUCUCGCCUUCAUCAACAUCAGAAAGUUCACACUGGUGAAAGGCCUUAUGAGUGCAGUGAAUGUGGGAAGUCUUUUGCCAGUAGCACUGGCUUCCAUUAUCAUCAAAGUGUUCACACUGGAGAAAGGCCUUAUGAAUGUGGUGAAUGUGGGAAAUCAUUUACUUGGAAAGUUACCCUUCAUCGUCAUCAGAGAGUUCACACUGGUGAAAGACCUUAUGUUUGCAGUGAAUGUGGGAAGUCUUAUACCUCUCGCAGUGGCCUCCGUUGCCACCAGAGAGUUCACACUGGAGAAACGCCUUAUGAGUGCAGUGAAUGUGGAAAAUCAUUUACUUGGAAAGUUACCCUUCAUCGUCAUCAGAGAGUUCACACUGGUGAAAGACCUUACGUUUGCAAUGAAUGUGGGAAGUCUUACACCUCUGGCAGUGGCCUCCGUUGCCACCAGAGAGUUCACACUGGAGAAACGCCUUAUGAGUGCAGUGAAUGUGGGAAGUCUUUUGCCAGUAUCACUGGCUUCCAUUAUCAUCAGAAAGUUCACAAGGGAGAAAAGCCUUAUGAGUGUCGUGAAUGCGGGAAAUCUUUUACCAGGUUGUAUACCCUUCGUUGUCAUCAGAGAGUUCACACUGGAGAAAGGCCUUAUGAGUGCAGUGAAUGUGGAAAAUCUUUUGCUGUGACCUAUGGCCUUCGUUCUCAUCAGAGAAUUCACACUAGAGAAAGGCUUUAUGUGUGUAGUUAAUAUGGG